Messenger RNA from Paralichthys olivaceus (Japanese flounder), 632 nucleotides. NCBI's taxonomy places the organism in Eukaryota, Metazoa, Chordata, Actinopteri, Pleuronectiformes, Paralichthyidae. The record is from RefSeq and is a predicted model, not a curated record.
UUCAGCAGCUCCCCAGUUGAGAAUCUCUCUCAGGGCCUGGGGAGCAACCUGGCUCCUGUUGGAUUCUUGAAUGGAGAGGUGGUUUACCAGCUUCUGCCCUAUACAGCUCCUGUGUUGGCCUCUAAUUAUCCUCCAGUGAACUGCCUCCGUCCAAAAAAGACAAAGUUUCACAGACAGUCCAACAACGAAAACCAGCCAUAUGUUAAGAAGCCACAAAACGCCUUUAUGAUUUACCUCAAGGAACAGAGGCCAAAAGUUGUGGCCGAGCUUGGAAACUCCGACUGUGCCACAGUCAACAAAGUCAUUGGACAAAAAUGGAAGUCGCUGUCCAGCAUGGAGCAGGCGAUUUAUUACGAACAAGCUGAGAGGGAGAGGCAGCUCCACCUUCAGCUCUUCCCUGAGUGGUCAGCCAGUGAUAAUUAUGGCAAAAAGAGGAAGAGGAUAAGGAGGAAGGGUCCAGCUAUGACUUUGCAAACUGUCAUUUGAACUCUCCAGAAUUAUCUGAAGAUCUUCAGCUGAGAUUUUGAAAGAGGGAUGAUGCACAACAUCUACAUUGUAUAUAUACAUUACUGAUUAUGACAGAGGUUGGAUUCUUUCUAAAGGAACAAUUUCUUUCAACAGUUGCUCAUAAA